Sapajus apella (tufted capuchin) is the source of this 1806-nucleotide messenger RNA. It is a transcript of the gene GAB4, whose product is annotated as GRB2 associated binding protein family member 4. The record is from RefSeq and is a predicted model, not a curated record. NCBI's taxonomy places the organism in Eukaryota, Metazoa, Chordata, Mammalia, Primates, Cebidae.
AUGGGCCAAAUCCCGAACUGGACCUCAAACCCCAGCAGGAACCUGAAUUCCACCGCUACGGCCCCCAUUUCCCCGCCUCCGCCCUCGCCCUCCCGGGAGCUGUGGCCGCCUGACCCGGGAUCUCUACCUUGGUCCUCGUGACCCGGAAGUGACCCUGCCGGCGGCGACAUGGAAGGUGGCCAUGUGCUGUGCAGCGGCUGGCUGAGGAAGUCGCCCCCCGAGGAGAAGUUGAGGCGUUUUGCCUGGAGAAAAUGCUGGUUUAUCCUGCGGAGGGGCCAGACUAGCAGUGACCCAGAUGUUCUGGAAUACUACAAGAAUGAUGGCUCCAAGAAGCCCCUGCGUGCCAUCAACCUGAACCUCUGUGAGCCUGAUGUUGGUGUGACUCUGAACUUCAGCAGGAAGGAGCUUCAGAAGGGCUAUAUGUUUGACAUCAAGACCAGAGAGCGUACCUUCUACCUGGUGGCUGAGACCAGGGAGGACAUGAACAAGUGGGCCUGGAGCAUCUGUCAGAUCUGCGGCGUCAGGCAGGUUGAAGAAAGCACAGGUAUGGGAGCUUCCUGUUUCAUUUCCACAGCCAGUCAUGGCCCCCGUUCUUCUCCAGCUGAGAUCAGUCGCUCCCACCAGCACCUCCCCCAAGAACGAGAACCCACGUCUGAGCCCUCUGUGUCUCACCGUGUGCCGCCCAACUGGCCCAUCCCUUCACCUCGGGGAUGUCUCUGCUUGCACCAGCAGGCCAGCCAGAGAGCAGGACAUGCAAGGAGUGUCAGCUUCUCCCAGGGCUCUGGGGCCUCAUUCCUCAUGAGAAGACACACAGCCUUGCAAAAUCUUGCACAGCUUAGUGGAUACAGUGUCGAUGGGGUCAGCGGUCACAUCCAUGGCUUCCAUAGCCUUUCCAAGCUGAGCCAGCACAAUACAGAAUUCAGAGGCAGCCCCUGCAGAGCUCCCUGGAGCCUGGCUUCCCAUGACCACACCAGAGGCAGCCUCACAGGAUCUGAGGCAGAUAAUGUAGCUUCCUUCCACGAGGACCCCCAGUGUGGUGGAGGGAGUGCAGGCCCGCCUGUCGAGUCCAUGCAUGAGGGAGUCAGUUCUUUCCUGCCAGGGAAAACACUUGUGGGCCUGUCGCACAACAUUGCUUCUGGGGACAGCUGUGUGCCCGUGAGCCCAGGCUCCCCGGACCUGCAGGCUGUGGAGCGAGCAGGCGAUGAUUCCCAGAGCACCUGCAUCCCCGUGGGCCCAAGACCCGUUUGCUUUGACCUGCGCGGCUCCCCACUCACAGAGCUUUCUGUGCACCGAGACCCCAGCCAGGGACAUGAGGUCCAGCCGCCCCCUGUCAACCGCAGCCUCAAGCCUAACCAGAAAGGUAACCCAACACCGCCCAACCUGAGAAACAACAGGGUCAUCAAUGAGCUCUCCUUCAAGUCACCUGUCACAGAGCCCUGGUCUAGGGCCAGCCACACCUUUGACUCCAGCUCCUCCCAACACCCCAUCUCCACGCAGGGCAUCACCAGCGCAGACUCAGGAGACAGCAGAGAGAGAUACAUUUUCCUGAACCCGGGGUCUGCAUUUCCUGUUCUCGGUGGCACCAGCAGUUCAGCCCUGGCGAGGAGCACUGGUAGCAUCCACUAUGUGGCUGUGGACUUCCAGCCAAGCAAGAUAUCCAUAAGCUCUGUCGCAUCCGGCAAGAAGGCGGAAUAUGUCCAGGUGGAUCUGGAGAAGACCCAGGCCCUGCAGAAGACCAUGCAUGAGCAGAUGUGCCUGCUGCAGUCCUUGGAGCCGCCCAGGGGCAUCAAGCUGUGACUCGGGACA